UCGCGAGUGACGCCGGGCACCGUCCGCAGCAGCCCGAGGCGGGGACGCUGCUCACCCAGGCUGAGGCCGGGCCCACUGUUGAGACCAAAUCCCACUACGUUUUAUGUCGUGGUUUUGCAUAGGCUGAAAUUUUGCGAUUGGGUUAAACUCGGGACCUCCGCGAAGAGGACCCACUUUUUUUUCUUUCCAAAAUGGCAGCCUCCAGCCGCGCACAAGUGUUAGACCUGUACCGAGCGAUGCUGAGAGAGUGCAAGCACUUCAGCGCCUACAAUUACAGAACUUAUGCUAUCAGGAGGAUAAGAGAUGCCUUCAGAGAAAAUAAGAGUGCAAAAGAUCCUGUAGAAAUUCAGACUCUAGUGAGCAAAGCCAAAAGAGACCUGGGAAUGAUUCGCCGACAGGUCCACAUUGGCCAACUGUAUUCGACUGACAAGCUUAUCAUUGAGAAUCAAGAGAAGCUCAAAACCUAAAGACCACCACCGGCAGCCACCGGCAGCAACUGUGGACACUUUCAGCAUCCACACUGCUUGGGAUGGGGGCUCCCAACGGACCAUGAGUGGCGUAUUGCAUCAGCUUAAAAUAAUAACCCCCUGCUCAGCCUGCCCUGUAGGAACUGAUCACUUGAGUGAGGUUUCCAUUCUUCUGCAGCCCCUGUGAAAAGGGGGCUGUCUCUCCUUGGUUCAAGUGUUAGAAUGAAGAGCUGGUGCUCACUCAGAAUAAUGGUGUGUAUUAUUGUCUCCUCUCCACCCGCCCCUCUUUAGUAGCUCAUCGCCACUUGUACAGAACGUCUCCAGACUUUGUUUCUUAGCCCUUAACAAUAAACAGAGUUGUCUCCCUAAACUAUACCAGACACACUCCUCCUGAUCCAUGCACUUGGGUUUCCUGCUGCAGGCCCAGCAAGGGGCAAAGGAGUGACCAGGAGGCAGGCUCCACUCUGAGACCAGUCCUCCCUUUGUGAAAGCAAGCCCAGGCACCGGAAGAGUUUUGGGGAGCAGCAGGGAGGAGGGCAGGGCCUGAGGGGCAGUGAGUGCACCCUGUAGUUGAUACCUAGGCCCAAGGCAACCACAGGGAUGGCAGGCAGAUGGAUACACACCUAGAGGCAGGGUACUCCACCCCCUGGCUGCCCAGAGAGGUCUGAGGAUCAGUACCACCUGGGAGCUGCACCCCAAACCUUUUGAAUCAAAAUAGUCCACUUAACACUGGAGGUCCCUGUAGCGCCCCUGAAGUUCAGGAAGUGCUGCUGGCCUCCCGAGUUCACCCGUGGAGUUGGAACCAUCUGCAGAUUAUGAGAGUUUUUGAAAAGAAAUCUCUCGGUGCUUACCUCCCCUUGGAGUCUGACUUAGUAAGAGGUGGAGCACAGUCAUUUAUAUGUACAGUUGUUUUUUAGCUCUCCUGGUGUUUUUAAUGUUUAGCCAGCUCGGGAAAUUCUGCUGUUUGAGUAUGUUACAGGUAAAAAAAAAAAAAAAUUGUAUGGAUUUAUCCAUGGAAAUACAUCCGUUCAAAACAUGGGAAGAAGAUAUUAAA
Messenger RNA from Molossus molossus (Pallas's mastiff bat), 1521 nucleotides. RefSeq names its product LYR motif containing 4 (gene LYRM4). The transcript has 3 exons. Lineage: Eukaryota; Metazoa; Chordata; Mammalia; Chiroptera; Molossidae. Gene Ontology annotation, biological process: iron-sulfur cluster assembly. Bases 192 to 467 code for a protein of 91 amino acids. Gene Ontology annotation, cellular component: L-cysteine desulfurase complex; mitochondrion. The record is from RefSeq and is a predicted model, not a curated record.